AUGUGUUUGACACUGAAAUGCAUUCAUUUAGUUGUGUUUCUAUUGCUUUCCAACACUUUUGUCAUUAAGUCAUUGGAUGUGUUGGAAGUGACAGACAAUGACUUCAAGAGUGACUUAUUGUUGCCAACCAUUCAAAUUAUAUUAUUAGUCAAUCCGUACAAUAAGGCAUCGAUUCUGCCGUUCAGUUUGGGAUCAAUUGAACGACAAUUAUAUCCCAAACACAGAAUCAAAGUAUGGAUUCAAAGCGAACUCCUCGUCAGCGAUAAGUCGGACGAUAAGGACAAGAAGGAGCUCUUCCAGCAAAUGCUUGAUUUGAAUGCAAUGACUGUCGAGAUGUUGAGGAAAUGGAUUCGAGACAAUCGGAAGCAAUACAAUGACAUUGAACUCGUUUUAGGCCAUCAAUCAGUCCAAGACUUACACGAAGACAAGUAUUGGACAACCGAUAGAUUCAAGCGUUUGAUUGAAAUGAAAAGCUAUGGCUUAGAGAUAUCGCGACAAAAUUGGGCACAUUUUGUACUUUUCAUGGACUCGGAUGUGGUUCUGACACACAAUCAGGUGUUCCUCACUUUGACCCGAAGUGAUCAUAUGAUAGCAAUGGCGCCAAUGCUAUACUCUUUGGGCACUUAUUCCAACUUCUGGGCCGGAAUCACACCAAAGGGUUAUUACAACAGAACUGAUGAUUAUCUGCCAAUUCUCGAGAGACAACGAAUGGGAGAGUUUGCGGUUCCGAUGAUUCAUUCGUGUCUUUUCAUUAAUAUCAGACACAAGAAGUCAUUUAAUUUGACAUUUGAUUCGCGACUCAUCACCCAAGAGGUGUCCCCUUUCGAUGAUAUCAUAGCAUUUGCCAAAUCAGCCAAAAUGAAUGCCAUAAACCUAUACAUUAAUAACGAGGAGGUCUGGGGUUAUAUUCCUCCUCCCGUUGACAGCACUGUUAGUUCACUCAAGUCUAUAGAACAGGAUGUCAUUGAUCUGGAGUUGGAAUCACUAGUCGAAGGCCCGGAGUUUCCAAUCGCUUCUUCACUUCAGUCAUACGUGAGUCGCGAGAAGAACGACGAAUUGAAUGUCGAUUCCGUUUAUGUCAUUAAUUUGGUCCGAAGAGCGGAGCGACGCAAACGAAUGGUCACGUGUUUGCAAAUACUGGGCAUUGAGGCCAACAUAUGGGACGCCGUCGACGGCAAGCAAUUGAAUGACGAUAUGAUUGAGUCGAAAGGCAUUCGCGUAAUGGAGGGAUACUUAGAUCCGUACCACAAGAGACCGAUGACUUUCGGCGAAAUCGGAUGCUUUCUCUCGCAUUACCACAUUUGGGAGGAUAUGAUUGGUCGCAAUCUAUCUAAAGUAAUAGUACUCGAGGACGACGUCAGGUUUGAACGCAAUUUCAAGAAUCGCUGGAAGAAAGUGUUGUCCAAAUUUGACACAAAUACUCACGACUUCCUAUAUUUGGGACGAAAGAUACAGGACUCCAAGAAUGAGAGUAUGUUUAACGAGCUUUUCGUAGAGCCCACGUACUCUUAUUGGACGGUCGGCUAUAUGAUAACCAGAUUAGGCGCUCAAAAGUUGCUUGAUGCCAAACCCUUGGAACACAUGAUUCCUGUGGACGAGUUUUUGCCCGUAAUGUAUGACAAACACUCGGAUGAGCGCAUGAAUCAACACUUUCCAGUCCGCAAUUUGAGAGCUUUAAGUGUUUAUCCAUUACUUAUAUAUCCCACUCAUUAUGUCGGAGAUAACCAAUACAUUAGUGAUACUGAAGACUCGGAUAAAACUGAGUUAACCUCCAAUACUAUUCAUCCAAAGCACACAGAAUUGUAA
Messenger RNA from Oppiella nova, 1806 nucleotides. NCBI's taxonomy places the organism in Eukaryota, Metazoa, Arthropoda, Arachnida, Sarcoptiformes, Oppiidae. The record is from the annotation of a GenBank genome assembly.